UUCCGGAUAAGUCAAAUAAAUAUUAUCUGAAAAAAUUUUUUUUUCUAUAUCAAUUUUUUCCGAUAUGUUUGCCUUCUUGACGCUGCCAUGUCGGCCCCUGUAUUGCCUGUUGUAUGGCCCAAAGAGCCAGGACAAUGCCCGGAUAUGGUGUCUUCGCCUCCUGAUUAGCUUCGUAAUCGGCCUGGCGUUGGGCUACCUCCUCUGGAAGCUGGUGGCCCUGAACUUCAGCCUCGGACGCCUUUUCGACCAGGGAUCCAUUGACCUUUCCGUCUUCGCGAUCUUCGUCCUGCUGACUGGAACGGCCUUCAUGCUUAGCCGCCCCGUUCGAUCUGUGAUCAUGCUGAUCUUCGUGGCCCUGGUGGGCAGAUCUGGAAGGACAUAUUUACGAGCCGUGGCCUUCGCCUUCAUCAUAUCCGGUCCCAUCAACAAUCUAGUGGAAAACGCUGGCGAGGUGGCGAGAGUGUUUGUCUGCACCACUGUGCUGACCUACAAUCUAUCCAAGACCCGAUUCGAUUUGAUGGCCAAACCGUUUACGAAUACUCUGAAGCACAUGCGAGGGGACGUGGAGGAGAUUCGGCAGACCUUUUCAGAAUUGCACGGAGUCCUGGGAGAUCUUAAGUACGCCGUAGAACAUUCGGAUAUCGAAGACGAGAAGUACGGCGACAAGAAGGCUAAGCCCCAGUACCAGAGAUGGGCGAGGGAAUCAAGGACGUUCAAUAUGAGCGGUUCUGGAGUUGAGGGAGCCGGCAAGGACUUACCAACUCCAGCCGAAGUCCAGGAGCGUUUUCAGCGGAACAUGAGAAACCGCUGCAAGCACCAGCUGAGAAGUGGUCAUCGGGUGUGUGUGGAGGUCUUCCGGAAGGGCUACCGCAAGUGUACCACCAAUUUCCCCUCCCUGAUAGGAAAGGCCGUCUGUUGGCCCUACCGAGUGGACAUCAUCUGCGAACUGGACCUCUUUGGCAAUCCGGAUAAGAUAUGUGACCCCUCCGACGUAGUCCCCCGGAAUUUCGGAGAGACCUACGUGGAGCUACUGAAGGCUGAGCGGGAACUCUUUGACAACAGUUCGCAGAUAGAGGUAAGCUACGAGAUAAAGGACGAGGAACUGGCAAGGAGCAAACUGAAGUCCGCCGAACGGACCGCAGAGAGCUUCACGAAGGACUUUGAGCGCCGAAGACACAUAUUCAACAGAGUUAUGGCCCUGCUGCAGAAGAUCCUGUGUCUCUUUAUGCUGCGCAUGGUCUUCGUUUCCAUCAACUACUAUCUCAAGUAUCUCGGCGACGUGGAGUUCGAUAACUUCUACAUCACCGAUUACUUUAAGCACGUGGAUCAGCGGCGCAAGGACCAGCGCAAUGAUGCCAUCUUGCCACUGCGCACCUACGAGAAGUCCUUGUAUAUUGACCUGGACCACAUCUUCAGUCGUACCCAGGAAGAGUCCACCACCGUCUUCUUCAGCUUGCUGCAGUUCCUGCUGGAGCUAGUGACAUCGGGACUCUUUAUACUAGUUGAUCACAUGGUCGUCGAAAUGAUGCAAAUCAUCCGCAACCGAUCGUUGAUCACUUAUCACCAAGAAGGCCAGCACGAAGUGCGAUUCAAUAUCAGUGGCGUGGGUCAAAUGGCGAGACUGUUGAGGACCACCAUGCAUAACUUCAACAUCCACGAGAGGGUCUCCACCUCACUCAGCAACGAGGAGUGCCUACCAAAUCCCCACGUCCUGCCCAACAGAUUCUACUAUGAGCUUUUACUGCUCUAUCUGGUAAUCGUGGUGCUAAUCUACCAAAGCACCACCUUCUUGAGAAUGCGACGGGUCAUCUGCAGCUACUUUUACUACAAGCGUGAGAAGCAGCGCAUCCUGUUCCUGUACAACCGCAUCCUGCGGAAUAGGCUUAGAUCACUCGAGCACCUGGUUCGCGAUGCCGAGGAUAACCUGGCCACAUAUCGCAUCCAGCAGCAGGUGAAUGUCUUCCUGUGGCUACGGUUCUCUUGUCCUAUUGCCUUCGGCUGGCUCCGAUACUUCAAGUGCGCCAAACGGACCUGCCUCAUCUGCUGUGGCUUCGAGGACUCCACCUUCACCAUCUGCCACAUCUGCGGACUGCCCUACUGCGACGACUGUGCCGAGGACCUCAACAGCGUGUGCCUGCAGUGCGGCUCGGUCCUCACGAGGAUCACGGAAGAAUCCGACGGCAGCGUGGAGGUGUACACCUACAGGAAGAAGAAAUAAUAUAGGAAUACUAGGAAUCUUAAGCUUGUAAAAGCUGUAGGGAAUAAUCGUAACCCUAAACACUUCUCCUAGUGUUUGUUUCUUUAACAUAUAUAAAUGUGGUUCUUCGAUUCGAG
This is a messenger RNA of Drosophila biarmipes, 2334 nucleotides long. It is a transcript of the gene snky, whose product is annotated as protein sneaky. Lineage: Eukaryota; Metazoa; Arthropoda; Insecta; Diptera; Drosophilidae. The record is from RefSeq and is a predicted model, not a curated record. Bases 65 to 2218 code for a protein of 717 amino acids. The transcript is spliced from 2 exons. Gene Ontology annotation, cellular component: membrane.